This is a messenger RNA of Eupeodes corollae, 1191 nucleotides long. It is a transcript of the gene Atac1, whose product is annotated as ZZ-type zinc finger-containing protein 3. NCBI's taxonomy places the organism in Eukaryota, Metazoa, Arthropoda, Insecta, Diptera, Syrphidae. The transcript is spliced from 4 exons. The record is from RefSeq and is a predicted model, not a curated record. Bases 158 to 1183 code for a protein of 341 amino acids.
AGAUUUUGUACAAGAUUUAUAAAACUGUAAACAAUUGUCUUAAAAAUAAAUUCUUCCAAACAAAAAAAUAAGACUCAAAUAGUUUUAAAAGCUUAUUUAUUAAAGUUAAUCUUUUCCAGAAGAAAUUCGUUUCAAAUUGAUUCAAGCUAUCCGAAAGAUGGAGACAACUGAAGAUUAUGAUACAAACACCGAUUGGGUGUUUAAUUUCGAGAGUGAUCACUUGGCGCUUAGAGGCAAUCGAGAAUACUCAAGAAUGUUAAGAACAAUUGCUCUCCUAAAUGCACAAAAAAUACAAAUACACAAUGAUAUUGAAAAUCUUGUUCAAAGUAAAAACAAAUACCUUCAUGAUCCAUCGGGCUUUGUAAAUGAUAUAUUUGAAGACAAGUUUGUUUCUCCUGAAUACAGGUGUAUCGCUGAGAUUCAAGAAAUUGGUUCAACAAAAGUUGAACAUUUUACCGAAAAUGAUAUGGAAAGUAAACUAAUGAAAGACGUCAAGGUCCGUGGAAGAGUAUUCGACCAAACCAAACCAGAAACAUUUAAUCAACUAUGGACUUGUGAGGAACAAAGACGUCUUGAACAACUCUUAAUCGAAUAUCCAGUGGAGCCUGUGGAAAUGCGGCGUUUUGCUAAAAUUGCCCAUGCCUUAGGUAAUCGCACGGCCCAACAAGUAGCCAGCAGGGUACAAAAAUUCUUCAAAAAGCUGCACUCUGUAGGAAUGCCCGUGCCAGGGAGAAUUCCAAAGAAUAAAAAAAGUGUUUUUCCAAGAUCGAAACAUUUCUACAAAAACUUGUACCGUCGAUCUACUUUUUUCCCUGCCCAUGAUGUUCCAGUCAACAUACCAGACGAUGAAAUAAUGGGUGAAGAGUUUUACAACUGCAACAAUUCGCUGUCUUAUAAUAAAAGUUCAUUUUCAACAUCAUCGGCUGUGGAAAAGGAGAACUUUCUUAAUAUUCUGAAUGAAAUUCGCAAAGAGAAAGCAACACAAUCAACGGAAGAAUUUAAAUAUCAAAGCCAUUCUGAAAAAUGUGAAAAUUGCCUGGAACCGACAAGUUUCGAAGCUCGAUGGAUUUGUAACACAUGUUGCUGUUAUAUAAGCUUGUGUGGAGACUGUAUUGUCCACCAAUUGAUGACAAAAACAUUUUCUCACAUAAGUCACGAAGUAAUUCUAAAUAAAGAAACAUGAAAGUUAAA